GUGUGUGUCUCUGUGUGUGUGUGUGUGUGUGUGUGUGUGUGUCACAUUUUGUGUUCACUUUAAAAGGCGGAUGGACGACACCUCUGGUCUCAGCAGUCCGGCUCAUCCUCCGACACUCGACCUCCGACCUCCGACAUCCCGCUCUGUCAGGGACAGAAGACACCGAGAGGAGAUUCCAGUCAGAAUGACUGAGCAGUACGACUGCACAGAGUGCAAGGAGUCCCUGUUUGGGAAAAAGUACAUCCUGAAGGAGAACAGCCCGUACUGCGUCAAAUGCUACGAUGAUCUGUUCUCCAGCAACUGUCACGUGUGCCAGAAGCUCAUCAGCUCCACCAGCAAGGAUCUGUCGUACAAGGACCGCCACUGGCACAGCGAGUGCUUCCUGUGCAGUACGUGCAGCCGGUCUCUGGUGGAUCGGCCCUUCGCCACCAAGGACGACGUGCUGAUGUGCAUCGAGUGCUACAGCAGCGAGUACUCUUCCAAGUGCCACUCAUGUCUGAAGACCAUCAUGCCGGGCUCCAGAAAGAUGGAGCAUAAGGGCAACAGCUGGCACACAACCUGUUUCACAUGCAACCGCUGCCAGCAGCCCAUAGGCACCCGGAGCUUCACCCAGAAGGACACCAACAACUACUGCAUGCCCUGCUACGAGAAGCAGUUUGCCCUGCAGUGCGUCACUUGCAAGAAGCCCAUCACCACCGUAGGAGUGAACUACCGUGACCAGCCCUGGCAUAAGGAGUGCUUUGUCUGCAUCGGCUGCAAGCAGCAGCUGGCCGGUCAGCGCUUCACCUCUCGGGACGACUUCACCUACUGCCUUGACUGCUUCUGCAACCUGUUUGCCAAGAAAUGUGCUAACUGCACCACCCCAAUCAGCGGUGUGGGGGGCAGCAAGUACAUCUCGUUUGAGCAGCGGCAGUGGCACAUCGACUGCUUCAACUGCAAAGGUUGCUGCACGUCUCUGGUGGGUCGGGGUUUCCUGACGUGCAAAGACGACCUCCUCUGCCCCGAAUGCGUCAGAGACUUCUGAGUGAUCCCCGAGCUGGAAAAAAAGAGUUAGUCUGCCAAUCAGAGAGCGCCUACAAUGUUCUUCCUAACAUUUCAUGUGUUGGUCCCUUACACAUUAACCUGUUCUUACCGUUAUAAGGUGUUUUGUGCAGUAGCUGAUGAUACUGCGUUUAGAUGUAAAUGAGUGGAAGCCUUCGUUCCAAAAUGUGCUUACUGAAUGUCUUGCUGUUUCUUAGAAAACAUUCCCAUUUGGAAAGCAUUGUCCUAAAAUCCUCCAUAAAUACUUUGUUAAUCUCCUUUGGGAAAUAUAACCUCUGCGUGUCUGGCAGCAAAAUAACAUUUGU
This is a messenger RNA of Etheostoma cragini (Arkansas darter), 1346 nucleotides long. RefSeq names its product four and a half LIM domains protein 2-like. The transcript is spliced from 6 exons. Gene Ontology annotation, cellular component: Z disc; nucleus. Lineage: Eukaryota; Metazoa; Chordata; Actinopteri; Perciformes; Percidae. The coding region runs from base 71 to 1024 and encodes 317 amino acids. The record is from RefSeq and is a predicted model, not a curated record. Gene Ontology annotation, molecular function: transcription coregulator activity.